This is a messenger RNA of Dermacentor andersoni, 4372 nucleotides long. RefSeq names its product cytochrome P450 3A6-like. The record is from RefSeq and is a predicted model, not a curated record. Lineage: Eukaryota; Metazoa; Arthropoda; Arachnida; Ixodida; Ixodidae. Gene Ontology annotation, molecular function: iron ion binding; steroid hydroxylase activity; oxidoreductase activity, acting on paired donors, with incorporation or reduction of molecular oxygen.
ACCGUGUCCUUUAUUCUGCGUUUUUGUUAUUUUGUAAAUGCAAUAACCCCGCCAAUCGUCCUAUUGCACACAGCAGAGUCUGAGUAUCUACAAUGAUGUCCCCAUGGGAGUUGCUAAGCACCGCCUUGGUGGCGAUGGUGGUGAUGGUCGCCACGUCGUGGGUUAUAUCACGCCGCCGGCAGCACAGCCUCUUCUCUGGACUCGGAUACCCGGGGCCUCCGCCGGAACUCGUGUGGGGCAGCUGGAAGCAACUGCAGAAGGACAGGAUUCCGGUAAUGGGAGAAUGGAUACGCAAAUAUGGCAAGAUCUUCGGUUUCUACCUGGCCGAGAAGCCCUACAUGGUUAUCACAGACGUCGAUGUGAUCAAGGAAAUAUUCAUCAAGGACAGCCGAAUAUUCCAAGAUAGACCAUUGUAUGCCCUUGACGUGGAACCCAUGACAAGCUCCGUCUUUUUUGUCACAGGUUCCGAGUGGAGGAAGGUGCGCUCCAUCAUGAACCAGGGUUUCACAGCCACAAAAGUGAAACUGUACUCCGGCAUCGUGAACAAGUGCGCAGACGUGUUCGUCGACCUGCUGGGAGAACUAUGUUCGAAAUCGAAGGUCGCCGAGAUGUAUGGGCUCGCGCAGAGUUUGGCACUUGACAUCAUCACGAAGGCAGCGUUAGCGUGGGAGAUUGACUGCCAGCGAGAAAGCAAGGACCCUUUCCUCACGUGGAUGCGCAAGGUCUUCGAACAAGCGGACAAAACGGCUCUCGAGAGCUCAUUCGCAUUUCCCGCUCUGCGCCCGCUUUUUCUCCUGUUCUACCCACUGUCGUCCUUUGCUCGCUGCAUGAAGAAAAUGAUGGACGACGUGGACAAAAUCACCGAGGAGCGUCGGACGGGGAAGAGGCCCCGCAGCGAGGACAUGAUACAAAUGAUACUGGACGCCCAGGAGAACGCAAAGAACUGCAAUCACGCCGCCGGUCAGAAGGUUAAAACUCUGGAAGACCGCCACGUCAGUUCGAACGCCGUGGUACUUCUCAUAGCGGGCUUCGACACCACCGCUUCGGCGCUCUCCUUCCUAAUGCACCUGGUAGCCAAGCACCCCGAAGAACAGAAGAAGAUUUUGGACGAACUGGAGGAACGCUUCCCGGGUGUACAAGAACUAUCGUUCGAACAGCUACACGAGCUGGAGAGACUCGACAUGGUGGUCAAGGAAGCCCUACGCCUCUACCCGCCUGUGCCGCUCAUGGUGGCGCGACGUUGCAUACAAAACACGACGGUUCUCGGGCACUUCAUUCCUGCCGGCGUGAACAUCAUCGCGCCUGCGUGGUACGUUCACCGCGACCCGGAGCUGUGGAGGGAGCCGGAGAAGUUUAUGCCCGACCGAUUCUCGGAGGAAGAGUCCAAGAAGCGCCACAGCGCCGCCUACUUUCCUUUCGGCUUAGGUCAGAGGACCUGUCUCGGCAAGCGAGUGGGUCUGAUGACGAUGAAGACUGCCUUGAUAAAAACUCUGCGAGACUACAAGCUGGAAAUCUGCGAAAAGUCGCAAGAUCCCUUGCUCAUGACUGUUCCGAGCCUGGUGGGUAACCCGAUGGGCGGCGUGCAUCUGAAGCUUACUGCACGGCAUGCUUGAGCGUGUUGAAAAAUCUCACAUGUCCAAUGCCUGCGGUAUGUCUGAAAAAAGAAAAAAAAAUACAUUGUAAGACAUCUGUUGUAUGCCUACUUCUCUGUUCGCACUCUCUAUGAUAACCACUGAAAUCUGGACAAAUUAUAGUCGGAAUCUGGGUGAUGAGCAUGCUGAUUCACAUAUUUUGGGAGCGAGCGCGUACUCACGAACUAUGCAUACAUAAGGUACAGCUAUAGUUUCAAAUCGUUUCCCUGCUCGUAUACUUUGCACAGCUAACCAACAUGAGCCUGUGUGAAUGUAGCAGUAUGAAUAUGUAGCACAGCGAAAAAAAUAAAUGACAAGUAAAUUUGGGUAAUUUACGUUACAAUAUUUAGGCUGCAUCUAGUGCUAGCAUCCUUAUUUUCUUUCAAAUAUUAGUUUUCACUCUUGUUGACAUGUCAUCGCCAUUUCAAAAUCCUCUUUGCCCCCAGUCUUGCCCUUAGUUCAGAGAAAGAUUGAUUGCUCCAGCUACUAAACAAUGGAAGGCUAAGUAUCUAUCGGACAGCGUUUCAUUUUUCUCAAUAAGUACUUUAUCUGUGUUAUUGGCCCGCUUGUAGGAUGAGAUCACAUUUUUUUUGUUAGAAAGGGGAAUAUUGUCUUGUAUCUGUGCCUUCUGCCCAUAAUUAUUUGAGUCUGCCAAGUAACUUAUGAAGUGCAAUUCUUGUGCACUACAUUUGGUAAAUAUUUCGAUAUUCUUUCUGGAAGUCUCCACUACCCUUCGUAAUUUUUCAAAUAUUUCAAUAUUUUUAUUAGUCUCUUGAAAUUCAGUAAACACCUUAUGAAAGUCGGUAUCAAAGAAAGUUGAACAGACUGGGGAAAACAAAUUUAUUAGACGUAGGAGAUCACAACAAUGGCACACACCCACUGUGGGGGAUAUUCCAGGAACCGUGUAACAUUGUAGAAAUAAAUAAACAAAAACUCCGUAAUAACCAAUCAUAAAUCAUAUCAAACAAUGCGUAUUACGGUAGUCAGCCUUGUAUUAACAAUAAUAAAUUAGAAGAAAUGAAAACGUAAAGGAUAUAGCUUAUUUUGAAUCUCUUUGACAUCAGGAUCAUAAUUACAAUGGAUAAGUAAAUCGUUGAAAUAUAACAUAGAUUAAAAAUAUAGGAACACUUUAACAAGGAAAGCGAUAUGUUCCGCAGAAGCAAGCAUUCACGGCUCGGUAAGUAAUGCACGUGUAAGCGUAGCGCGAAACGAAAUCCCUACACUUCUGGCACUUUCUCCUCCGGCGGUACAAGCAGUAAACUUUUUGCAGCUGUCGACGUGUCCUGCAUGUCUUGACAAAACCUACCUUCAUAUUAUUGACCUGGCCCUUGCACCACUAAACAUGGUAUUAGCAUCACCGUGCUGUCAUUAUGCGCUCUGGAGUGCUGAAUGUAUCGGCACGUGGCUUUUCAUCACCGCGUAUUCUUUACAAUAAUGCCACAAUUUUAAUUCGUUGAAUUUUGCUUAUCGGCAAGAAUCCCUGCCGAUUUGCCGUAGUUGCUAUAUUUCGUCUCUUGCUUAACAACUGAUGCAGAUAGACAGAAAAGAAAAAGGGAAAGAAGGCAUAUGUUUCUUCACUUGCAACAACAGCUAUAAACGGACUGCUACUAGGAUACGUAUCCGUGUUUGCACAAAUGUCAGGGCGUCUGCCAAGAGGCACCGGGGCGAAGAAAGUUAGAUUAUGGGGGUUUGACGUCCGGUCACGGCACAGCUGUUUAUGGGAGACUCCAUCGUGAAAGGCUCCGAAUAGAAUUUGACCACCAGGCGUUGUUUACCGUGGACCCAAAGCACGGUGCACAGGCGUUCUUCCAUUCCAGCCGCAUCAGAAUGAGGCCGCCACGUUGGAAAUCGAGCCCGCGAACUCAUUCUCAGCAGCACAACGCCAUAGCCACUAAUGAACCGCAGUGGUCGUCUGCCAGGGUACUCGCUGAAGUCGACGCUUUCAUGUCUGGACUCGUUGAACCAGCAUGGCACUAUGAGAAAUUCGUGCUGCUCUAGCAGGGUGAUUAUUUGACGCAGAAUAGUUUCAGUAUAGUGGCAUGACAUCUAAAACUGGUUCACUCGACGCGCUCUCCAAAACUCUUAUCAGCGUGACUUCGUUUCAUUACGUUCUAUACCAAGAGUCUCACAGCUAUUUGGCGAGAGGGCCGGAUGGGAGAUUAUAUGGCGGUAUUGGGGGGCGCACAAUAAAUAAAUAAAUAAAUAAAUAAAUAAAUAAAUAAAUAAAUAAAUCUUACUAAAAACAAGCUUGCAAACAUAUAUAAAGGCACUGGGCGUUAACUAAAACGUUUAUAUAAAUUAUUAAACUAGUUUCUUUAAUAAUUUCUUAUUUUAAUUUUCUUGCGUUCACUGCCUAGAAAACGAGAGUAUUGAUUAUUCUGUGAUUAUGAUUUCGCUUCUGCCGCCAAGUCUACGCGGGUGUAAGGAUUUGAAGGAUUAAACAUUAAUUGUUACAAACAAGCUUGUUCACAUUUCCAUGUAGCAAAGUCUUUUUUUUUUUUUGCUUGUUCACAAUCGUUCUUUCUGCACCAAACAGAUAUUGCCAGGACUUUGAGAUGGUCUCGAAAACGUCACCAUUCAUUACAAAGGGGUAUUUGUUUGGCUAAUCUGUCUUUACAGCAACUCCUGCGUCUCUGCGGCUCUGUGUUGACUUUUGUACAUAGUGUUCAGAUUUCUGUUGUGCAACAAUGUAGGUCAGUUCAUGUAGUAUUGCCAUGAAUAAAUUAGCGUUGUGCGCAGGA